AUGUCUCAGAAGCUCCAGGUUGCAGUUGCAGGCGUUGGCCGCAUGGGCAUGCGCCAUGCCCGUCACUUCGCCACGCUCACUCCCCGCGCUGAGCUGAUCGCCGUCUGCUCGCCAAUCCAGUCCGAGCUCAAUGCUGCAAAGGCCGAGUUCGGUUGCCGCACUUACACCGAUUACGAGACUAUGUUGAACGAGGAGAAGACUUUGCAAGCUGUCGUCGUUGCUAGCGCUACUACCGUGCACGCCGAGCAGGCUAUUAAGGCUAUUGAGCGGGGUCUGCAUGUUCUUUGCGAGAAGCCUAUCUCUACCAGUCCCGAGAUUUCCCAAUCCGUCGUCGACGCCUACAAAGCCUCCAUCAAAAAGUUCCCUUCCCAGAAAGUCAUCUGCGGUUUCAGCCGCCGUUUCGAUGCCUCCUACCGCGACGCACACUCCCGCAUGGCUGCUGGAAACAUCGGCACGCCAUCCGUCUUCCGAUCGCAGACCUGCGAUAAGCUCGAUCCUAGCGGUUUCUUCGUGGCCUAUGCCGAGUUCUCGGGUGGGAUCUUCGUGGACUGCAGUAUCCAUGAUAUCGAUCUUGCGCUGUGGUUCUUUGGCGAGGAUACUAAGGUUAAGAGCGUGACUGCUGUUGGUAUUACGGCUGUGCAGCCUGAUCUGCGUAAGCACAAUGAUCGGGAUAAUGCGCUUGGUAUUAUUGAGUUCUACGGCGGCAAAAUCGCCCAACUCUACUGCUCCCGCAUGAUGGCCGCCGGCCAAGAAGACUGCACCGAAAUCUUCGGCACAGAGGGCAAAAUCGCCAUCAACACCCAGCCCCAGCUCAACCUUGUCAACCUGUACGAGUCAACCGGUAUCCGGCGCGAGAUUCCCGCAGACUACUACGGGCGCUUCCGCGAGGCGUUUAUCACCGAGGCGAAUGAGUUUACUGCUUCUUGUUUGGAUAAUACUAAGCCUCCUUUGCAGUUGGACUCGGCUGUUAAGGCUGUUGCUAUUGGAUGUGCGCUGCAGGAGUCCCUGAUUACGGGGAAGAAGAUUGAGUUUGAUGAGAGUGGGAAGAGGGUUGAGGUUUCCCAUCUGUAG
This is a messenger RNA of Penicillium cataractarum, 1071 nucleotides long. RefSeq lists its product as uncharacterized. The coding region runs from base 1 to 1071 and encodes 356 amino acids. Lineage: Eukaryota; Fungi; Ascomycota; Eurotiomycetes; Eurotiales; Aspergillaceae. Gene Ontology annotation, cellular component: cytoplasm. Gene Ontology annotation, molecular function: nucleotide binding; oxidoreductase activity. The transcript has 4 exons. The record is from RefSeq and is a predicted model, not a curated record. Gene Ontology annotation, biological process: NADPH regeneration.